AUGGUGAACAUCGCCAUCCUCAUUACCACAGUCAUCAUCAUCCUUACCGUCAUCAGCAUGACCCUCUUCAUCAUCAGCAUCACCCACAUCAGCACCAUCCUCACCACCUCCCCAUCAUCAGCAUGUUGUCCUCCCUGGAGCUCAGCAUGCGGGAGGAGCACAGUCACAGGGAAGAUCUUUGGUGGCCAGCCAUCAGCAGCAGAACGGUGGCCAUGGCUGGCCAGUGUGGUUGUAAGGAGAAAGCACAUCUGCGGAGCCUCCCUCAUCUCCAACAGCUGGCUGCUCUCUGCUGGAAGCUGCGUACAAAGGUCAGAAAUCACAGCAGACUACCGCAUCUGGCUAGGGUACACUGAACUGGGCAAUCCCACCAACUUCAGCAAGCAGUUGAAAAUCGACGGGUUCUUCACCCCAGAUGAAUACAACAAGGCGCACCCCUUAGCAAGUGACGUCAGCCUGUUACAUCUGGAAGACCCUGUGGAAUUCAACUCUCACAUCCAGCCCAUCUGCCUCCCAGAAAACUCAACAGUGGUGCCCAUAAAUAGCGUCUGCUGGAUAUAUGGCUGGGGGAAGCUCACUCAAACUGAUUCUCUACCCGCGCCCUUCGUGCUGCAGGAGGCCCAGGUCAGGCUCACAGAAAAGAGUUAUUGCAGGAAUCAAUACAUGCCCCCUAUAGGCCUUCCAGCAGACCAGAUGUUGAGUUUUCGGGAAGAUAAUAUAUGUGCCCACGACCCUUCUGUUGAGAAGUCCAUGUGCGCAGGAGACGCUGGAGGCCCAUUAUCCUGCUACUUAAAUGGUGCCUGGUAUGCAGUGGGCGUGACCAGUUGGAGCGGGGACUGCCAAAGUCCAGUCAGUCCCACCGUCUUUGCCAGUACCACCUACCAUGCCAGGUGGAUCAAGGAGGGGCAGAAUUGGGUCAAACCCUCCCCAACACCCAGGCCCACCAAAGAUCCAAAUAAGAAGAAGACGAGGCCCCCUCCCAAGACCACUAAACCUAUUCGUGAUGCGGGUGCAGUGUACAGGCCCAGGGUCUUCCUGGUGCUGCUGUCAUCUGCCACUCUGCUGUUGCUGAUUCUCCUCCAGAGCCAGUGACAGGCUGGCCCCACCUCUCCAAAAGCCUCUGUCCUGAUCCCUGUGCUUGCACUUCUGGCUCCAUCUCAGGGUCUUCCUGCCCAUAAGAGGUCAGUAGAAGUAAACUCACUCAAGAAACUUCU
Molecule: messenger RNA, 1211 nt
Organism: Ochotona curzoniae (black-lipped pika)
Lineage: Eukaryota; Metazoa; Chordata; Mammalia; Lagomorpha; Ochotonidae
Product: serine protease 40-like
Exons: 5
Coding region: 1-1089 (362 amino acids)
Biological process (GO): proteolysis
Molecular function (GO): serine-type endopeptidase activity
Source: RefSeq, a predicted model, not a curated record